Adineta ricciae is the source of this 705-nucleotide messenger RNA. NCBI's taxonomy places the organism in Eukaryota, Metazoa, Rotifera, Eurotatoria, Adinetida, Adinetidae. The record is from the annotation of a GenBank genome assembly.
AUGGCUGACGUGAGACAAAGCUCAAUUGAAGAGGACUUUAUGUAUGGCAGCAAUGUUGCCUCAUGCCAUGUAUAUAUUCGCAUGCAAUUUCUACGUAAGGUCUAUGGUAUUGUUGCAGCUCAACUCUGUCUUGUUGCUGUUGUCUCAGCAAUAAUGAUAUCAUCCGAGAGUACAAAGCUAUUUUUUCAAAAUAAUCCUGGUUUUCUCAUGUUAAUUUUCUUGGCAACGAUGGUCACUUUAUUAGCUGUUUACGUCAAACGUUUAGACUAUCCAGCGAACUUUGCUCUCUUAGCGCUGUUUACUUUAUUUGAAUCGUUCACCAUCGGAACGAUUGUUUCGUUUUUCGACAAAAUCUUAGUUAUUCAAGCUGUUAUCAUCACAGCUGUGAUUGUUCUCGGUUUAACUAUGUACACAUUUCAAACAAAACGAGAUUUCACUUUUAUGGGCGCUGGUCUCUUUGCCUUUUUAUGCGUUCUUUGCGCCGCUGGUUUUAUUCAAAUCUUUGUUCGUAGUCCACUCAUGGAAGUCAUGUUGGCAUCAUGCGGCGCACUUUUGUUCAGCCUCUAUUUGGUAUAUGACACCCAACAAAUCAUGCGCAAGACUUCUCCAGAAGAGUAUAUUCAGGCAGCUAUCGAAAUCUAUCUUGAUAUUACACGUUUAUUUAUUGAAAUUCUACGUAUACUUGAAGCAAGUCGAAGAAAUUAA